Nezara viridula (southern green stink bug) is the source of this 1641-nucleotide messenger RNA. The record is from the annotation of a GenBank genome assembly. NCBI's taxonomy places the organism in Eukaryota, Metazoa, Arthropoda, Insecta, Hemiptera, Pentatomidae.
AUGGGUAGUGCCAGCUCUAAGUUUCGUAAAUACAUACAGAAUGGGGAUGAGUUUGCAGCUAUGCAGAUUCAUCAGAGUUCACCGGAACUUAGAAAGAGCCUGGAUCCGAAUUUAAGCUACGGGGAAAGCCACCAUCACAACACAGCGCUUCACUACGCUGCCAAGCAUGGGAUGAAGCAUCUUCUCAGGAUGUUCCUAACUGAUCUCAGUGGUAACCCAAACAAAAAAAAUGGCCAUAACGAGUCCGUUCUGCAUUGUGCUUGCACUCUUGGUGCACAUAGAACGUAUUCAUCACAGGAACGACGAGCCAGUUGUGUCCAACUUCUUCUGCAAUGGAGAGGCCCUCUUCUUAAUAAUGGAGAACGGGAAAAGGUGGACAUCAACGCUCAAGAUUAUAAUGGGAAUACUGCUAUGCAUGCGGCUGCUUGGAAUGGGCUAUUUAGAUGUGCUCAAUUGCUUGUCAAUGCGGGAGCCAACCUUUUUCUGGAAAACAACGAGCGAUUAACUCCUUGUGAUGUAGCAAUGAAGUUUGAGCAUCACAAUAUCGCUCGGAUGCUAGAGGCAAAAAUGGUAUUUACUGAGGAGGAAACCGAUGUUAAUGAAGCAGAUAUUGAGAGCUCGGAAGAAGAAGCAUAUUCUGGACUCAGAAGUCAAGAUCUGCAGGAAGCUAAAGAUCAACUGCUUGUAGAAACAUCGGAUAUGCUCAAUAUUCCUCUUUUCACAGCUGAAGCGCUACUUAGAGACAACGAAUGGUCUCGGGAAUUACUACUGGAAAAGUGGAUGAAAGACCCAAGGACUUGCUGUCAACGAGCUGGAGUCCCCUUCCCUGGAACAUCACGAGAAGAAAAAACAGAUGAAAAUAUAGGAGAAGAAGAUGCUCUAUGCGGGAUAUGCCUUUCUCCUUUAAAAACAGUAUUGUCCCUGGACUGUGGUCAUAAAUUUUGUAGAAGCUGUUGGUCUACAUAUCUCACUUCAAGGAUUCAAGAGGGCGAUUCUAGCCUCGUCUGCCCAGCGUCUACAUGUAGACAUCUCGUUUGUCCAGAAGUAGUUGAAGGAAUGGUUAGCCCAACAGUUGCCAAAAGAUACCUGCAGUUCGACAUAAAGGCGUUUGUCGAGCAGAACAAGACAAUCAAGUGGUGUCCACGUGCAGGAUGCGGAAGGGCUGUUAAACUGCCCCAACUACUACCACAAGGAAAUAUGUCCCAUGCAGUCGACUGUGGCAGUGGUCAUUUUUUUUGCUGGGAAUGCCUUGGAGAAGCUCAUGCCCCUUCCAACUGCCAAGACUGGAGGAACUGGCUCCAAAAAAUCUCCCAAGUCCGACCAGAAGAAAUUACAAGUCAUGGUUCAGAGAGCGAGGACGCUGCUAAUUGUUUGUGGUUAGUGACGAACUCCAAGCCUUGCCCAAACUGUAAAAGUCCUAUUCAGAAAAAUGAGGGCUGCAAUCAUAUGAGGUGCGCAAAGUGCAAAUGUGACUUUUGUUGGGUAUGCCUAGAGAGCUGGAAGAGACACAGUUCUGCUACAGGUGGAUAUUUCAGGUGUAACAGGUUUGAAGCAGUCCAUAGAGCAGAUGAAAAACAAGGAGUUCUGAUAACUGAGUGGUUGCUGUUCUGGCAUUGGCUAGCUUCUACACUCAAGAGCUGA